CUCGGUCUCCGCCCCCGGAGGUCACCUAACUGUUAGCGCCCGUGCCGCGGAUAACUUCGCGAGGUCUUAUCGGUGUCGCCGCCUUUGUCUCUGCAGCAUGGCUUUUGUAACGCGGCAGCUCGUGCGCUCUGUGUCCUCCUCGUCCACUGCCUCGGCCUCGGCGAAGAAAAUCAUCGUCAAGCACGUGACGGUUAUCGGUGGCGGGCUGAUGGGCGCCGGCAUCGCCCAGGUUGCUGCAGCAACUGGCCACACAGUAGUGUUGGUGGACCAGACAGAGGACAUACUGGCGAAAUCUAAAAAGGGGAUCGAGGAAAGCCUUAGGAAAGUGGCCAAGAAGAAGUUUGCAGAAAACCCCAAGGCGGGUGACGAAUUUGUGGAGAAGACCUUGAGCAGCAUAUCAACCAGCACGGACCCUGCAUCCGUAGUCCACAGCACGGACCUGGUGGUGGAGGCCAUCGUGGAGAAUCUGAAGGUGAAGAACGAGCUCUUCAAGAGGCUGGACAAGUUUGCCUCUGAACACACGAUCUUUGUCAGCAAUACCUCCUCUCUGCAGAUCAACAUAGCCAACGCCACCAUGAGACAGGACCGAUUCGCCGGGCUCCACUUCUUCAACCCAGUGCUGAUGAAGCUGGUGGAGGUCAUUAAAACACCAAUGACCAGCCAGAAGACUUAUGAAUCUCUGAUAGACUUCACCAAAGCCCUGGGAAAGCAUCCUGUUUCUUGCAAGGACACUCCGGGGUUUAUUGUGAACCGUCUGCUGGUGCCGUACCUCAUGGAAGCGAUCAGGCUGUACGAACGAGGUGAUGCAUCCAAGGAGGACAUCGACACUUCCAUGAAGCUGGGAGCUGGUUACCCCAUGGGCCCAUUUGAGCUUCUCGAUUACGUGGGGCUGGAUACUGUGAAGUUCAUUUUGGAUGGGUGGCAUGAAAUAGAUGCCAAGAACCCCUUGUUUCAGCCUGUUCCGUCCUUGAAGAAGCUGGUAACGGAGAACAAGCUGGGCAAGAAGACUGGCGAAGGUUAUUACAAGUACAAGUGAGGCUCAGCUUGUCUGGCUCCGGGAGGAAGCCCCGGAGGCAUGUGCCAGCAGCUCCCCCAAGUGCCCACGGGAAUGUUCUGUGGUCAGACGUUCCCUCACACAGCACAGUCUGUUCGAUGUGCAUUUUGAUUGUAAUCUAGCUGACAUAAUUAUUUACACUAAUUGUCAUAAUGGCCGAUUCCACCAAUGAGAACUGAUUUCCCUUUUUCAGUCUGUUCAUUUCUGUGUAUUUUCUGAAAAGCGUUAUACCCUCAGUGCCUUGGAGCAAACCUUACCAUUUUUGUCAAGAAGUGCCCAGAUUCCCUCACUUGUGGAGGGGCCGGCACUUGCUCUGGGUGCUGUUGUGUUGGGUGUUCCCUUGUGGGAGCGUGAGGAGCUGCCGGUGGCGUGUCUGGGAGGGACCGCCGUGAGCAGCACCCACAUCUGGCCUCGCCGAGAACAGUUGCUCCCCACAGCUGUAAGCCUUACCUAUAUUUGGGGCAUGACCUGAGAUGUCAUGUCUUUACCCAGCUCAGGCUGUCGGUGGGCCUGUCUCCAAGUGCUUGGUUUGCGGGAACAGGUUUCAUUCACAUCCAGAACCUCAGUGAUGAUGGUCUGUCUGUCUGUCUCUCUCUUUUCCCCAUGAGAAAUCAUUGCUACAGACUGCCUGUAAAUUGAUUCUAAUAAAAUGCAAUCUUUUAAUCUGUGAAAAUCUGAACUGAAAUAAACAUGUAUAAUUUAAAAUUGUAA
Lutra lutra (Eurasian river otter) is the source of this 1765-nucleotide messenger RNA. RefSeq names its product hydroxyacyl-CoA dehydrogenase (gene HADH). Gene Ontology annotation, cellular component: mitochondrion. Gene Ontology annotation, biological process: fatty acid beta-oxidation. Gene Ontology annotation, molecular function: (3S)-3-hydroxyacyl-CoA dehydrogenase (NAD+) activity; NAD+ binding. NCBI's taxonomy places the organism in Eukaryota, Metazoa, Chordata, Mammalia, Carnivora, Mustelidae. The record is from RefSeq and is a predicted model, not a curated record.